CGCCUGGCCCUCUCGCAGCUGACGGCCACCCGAAGGGGCAAACCCGUCCAUCCACCCACCCGCCCGGAGCCCCUCCCUCCGGUUCGAACCGCCAUGUCGCGGCUGGACGGCCACACCGACCUGGACGGCGUCGCCAGGCGCCUCAGCUUCUCCUCCGCCUCCCCGGGCCAGCCGCCGCCCCUCCCGCCCCGGACGCCCCGGAGGCAGCCGGCCCUCCCGCCGAUCGCGGAGGACCCAGGGGAGCAGCAGUCGUCGGCGGCGGCGACGGCGCAGACGCCCCCGUUGUCGCAGGCGCCUCGCGCGACGACGCGCGGGAGGUUCACGGUCUACACGGAGGUACCGCCGUCCGUGCCCCACACGCAGGCGGCCCCCGUCGUACCUCCCGCGCCGUCGACGUCGCCGCUCGAGACGCAGCAAGCGACCCCCGUACCCCCCGCGGCGUCGACGUCGUCGCUUCAGACGCUGCAGGCGGUCGCGGCCGCGUUGGGGCACUUGGAGCAGCAACGCCAGGCCGGGCUGCAGCAGGCGUCGGUGGCGGCGCAGCAGCAGCAGGCGUUUGUGGCCGCGUACGAGGGAUGGGAGCGGGGGCGACAAGCCGGGCUGCAGCAGCAGCCGUGGGCGGCGGCGUGGGCGCAAUUGGGGCAGAGUCGUUCACCGUGGCCGCGUCAGGCGUGGGCGCAGCCGCAGCCGGAGCAGCAGCAGCAGCAGGUGAGGCUGUACACGGCGGAAGGGGAACCGGCGGGGUACACGACCAAGUGGGAGGAGCUCCAUCCGGUGUCCCAGCACCUUCUCCUGCAAAUCGAGGACAAGAUAAGGGAUGAGAGGCAUGCGUGUGAGCAGUUGGAACAAUGCAGGCGCCUCAGUGACCCAUCAGUCUCCAACAAGGGUUUUGAACUGGAUGCUCGUCAGAUUACCCAGGAGAUUGGGUUAAUCUCCACCAUCAUCGACAGGGAGAAGGCUCCCAUUCAGAGCUUAAUGGCUGAUAUCAGAGAAAUAAUGUCGCAUGUGGAUUUUGCUAUAUGUGCAUAUGCAGAAGUGAGACGAAGGUUCGUCAGGGGAGGUGCUGAACUUGCAUACUGUGCUGGAUCUUCAAGCGCCCCUACUGAUUUCAGCCGGCACUCGACAAUGGCCCGAACCUUUCGUAACUGUUAUGGUUCUGUAUAUCGGCCUUCUCUCUUUAUGCAACACAUUGUUGAAAGAUUUGAGAAGCAGCUUGAAGAAUGUUGCAAAUCGAUUGGAGAGCUAGAGCAGCUUGUUCAAACGAAGAAUGAUAAGACCCAUCCAGCUUCUUUGAAAUCUCUGCCAAAAGUUAUGUCGAAUGUGCAUGAUUAUCUUAUGUAUGCUGCUUCUAAGGUGGAAAAUCUUCAUCAACAUGCCGAAACAAUAAGAACUCAAUAUCUUAAUGAUCUGCGAAACAGUGGUAACUGGAAUGAUCCAUUUGUUGAAGCGGAUAGAAAAGAGGCAGCGAAACAAGAAGCUGCUGCCAGAAUAGUCCAUCCAACAUUGCCUGUAACUUGUGGCGACACCCGAAGCAGGCACCAGAUGUGUAAUUGAAUCAGCUUCAGAUCAGUCCUUUGUCAUGUUGCUCGUGGGCGGCAAUGGAUGGCGUGCGUAAUCGGUGACCUCGACCGCGACUGGGGAAGGAAGCUGCGGAGAAGCAACCAGUCAGGAACGAACGAGCGGUCAACUUUAGCUUGCUUGGCCUGGCCUGGCUUUUAGGAGGAGGAUGAGACGGUGGCACUUGCUGUAUUCUAGUGCGAAUAUGCAUGCUUCUUCAGGUCGUUGUCCCAGUUGAGAUGUGGCACGAUUCAGUCGGGUCGUACAGGUUCCCUCCCGGCUAGUGGCUGCCUGGUGCCACAGGAGGCAUCCCGAUUUGCUACCUUCUUUGAUUCCCACAGCUUGGGAUUCUCUGUUUUCUCUUUUGGCAUCUAUGCCUGGUUUCUUUUUGGGUUUUUGAACCGUGUGCACAGGCGUUAGUGGAUCGUAGAUGUGAUUACUGUAUGAUCAGAUAGAUAGAUAGAUAGAUAGGGAUAAAAGUUGCACAUGAACUGUAGAGGAGUCGACGGGGAGCAAACUCCCUCAAAAUAGUGCUCACGAUGUGUGGAUAUAACAGUUACGCCAGAAGAAAAAAAAGUGGAUGUAACAAUUCGGUUAUCAUCUG
Triticum aestivum (bread wheat) is the source of this 2161-nucleotide messenger RNA. Its product is annotated as nuclear pore complex protein NUP58. Gene Ontology annotation, molecular function: structural constituent of nuclear pore. The transcript has 6 exons. The record is from RefSeq and is a predicted model, not a curated record. Lineage: Eukaryota; Viridiplantae; Streptophyta; Magnoliopsida; Poales; Poaceae. Gene Ontology annotation, biological process: nucleocytoplasmic transport. The coding region runs from base 94 to 1554 and encodes 486 amino acids. Gene Ontology annotation, cellular component: nuclear pore.